Corticium candelabrum is the source of this 1036-nucleotide messenger RNA. RefSeq names its product ribosome production factor 1-like. Gene Ontology annotation, biological process: maturation of LSU-rRNA; maturation of 5.8S rRNA. Gene Ontology annotation, molecular function: rRNA primary transcript binding. The transcript is spliced from 8 exons. Gene Ontology annotation, cellular component: nucleolus; preribosome, large subunit precursor. NCBI's taxonomy places the organism in Eukaryota, Metazoa, Porifera, Homoscleromorpha, Homosclerophorida, Plakinidae. Bases 2 to 892 code for a protein of 296 amino acids. The record is from RefSeq and is a predicted model, not a curated record.
UAUGGCUGAUUGUGUGAGGAAUAAACAGCGUCGUUUGCGAAUUUAUCAGAGGGAGAAGGCUGCGAAAAAGAAGGACAAGCGGAAGUUAAGGGAGAAGAGGAAGCGUGAAAGGGAAGAGUUGGGAGAUGAGGCACCUCCGAAACAGAUACCAAAAACAAUUGAAAACAUGCGAGUUCCCGAUGAGACCAUAGUCGACCCCGACGACGAUGAGGUUCUAGAAGAUGAGAGGACUGAUGAGAUGGCUGCUUACUUUGAUCGUAAACAAAUUCCGAAAGUGUUGAUAACAACGAGCUACAAAUGCACUCUGAAAACAGUUCAGUUUCUCGACGAGUUAGAAGAGGUUAUUCCUAACUCUGAGGUUCGUCGGCGAAGCCGUUGUGAUCUCAAGAAGGUCAUUGAACAAGCUAAAGAGCAUGAGUUCACAGACGUUAUCGUGGUGAAUGAAGACAGGAAGGAACCAAACGCUCUGAUUCUGUGUCAUCUUCCCGAUGGGCCCACAGCACAUUUCAAACUCACAAAUGUCAAGUGUGGCUGGGAAAUAAAGCGUCACGGCCGUCGCACUCAUCACCGACCAGAAGUUGUCAUGAAUCACUUCUCCACACGUCUAGGUCACACAGUCGGUCGAAUGUUAGCCGCAAUCUUUCCACACGACCCCGAGUUCAAGGGCCGUACGGUCGUCACAUUCCACAACCAGCGUGACUACAUAUUUUUCAGACAUCACAGAUAUAUUUUCAAAAGUGCGAAGAAAGUUGGUAUGCAGGAACUCGGCCCACGUUUCACACUAAAACUGAGGUCCGUACAGCAGGGAACGUUUGACAGUAAAUUCGGGAAGUUUGUUUGGAUCCAUAAGAGAAAAGAAAUGGACACGAGUCGAAGAAAAUUUCAUUUGUAGCGAUAUUGUUUAUCAGAUACAGUUCUGUUUGUAGGCACUACUAGUUUAUGUAAAACAGUCUCUGAUGAUACAAAUGCUCUACAAAUAAAAGCAUAGAAAUAGAAACGAAUAUUGGAAUUAAUCUAUGUUUUUAGAUUCUAGGGG